Molecule: messenger RNA, 276 nt
Organism: Pterocles gutturalis (yellow-throated sandgrouse)
Lineage: Eukaryota; Metazoa; Chordata; Aves; Pterocliformes; Pteroclidae
Product: AP-3 complex subunit sigma-2
Exons: 3
Biological process (GO): vesicle-mediated transport; intracellular protein transport
Cellular component (GO): intracellular membrane-bounded organelle; membrane coat
Source: RefSeq, a predicted model, not a curated record
GCGGAGGAAGUCCAGCAGCAGAUUAUCCGAGAGACUUUCCACCUGGUCCUGAAGCGGGAUGACCACAUCUGCAACUUCCUGGAGUGUGGCAGCCUGUUUGGCGGCUCCGACUACAAGCUGAUCUACCGGCACUACGCCACGCUGUACUUUGUCUUCUGCGUGGACUCCUCGGAGAGCGAGCUGGGCAUCCUGGACCUCAUCCAGGUGUUCGUGGAGACGCUGGACAAGUGCUUCGAGAACGUCUGUGAGCUGGACCUCAUCUUCCACAUGGACAAG